AGAGGGGUAGAAAAAAGAGAAAAAAAUUGGUCAACAUCUGCUGGUAUGUUGUCCAGAUGUGCAACUAAACAUCAGUGACACAUGCCAUGCUUCACAACCUGGACUGUGACCUAAAAGAAAACAACAAAGCACCAUUUCAUGCAUUGUAACUAAGCAUUCCUUUUUGAUGGAUACUUUCCAAAAUAAAGUGUAAAACAUUAUCUCACAACCAAGCACCGUGCAAGGGAAAAGACACAAAGACCAUUUCACAAACUAGUUUAAAGAAGUGGAAAGAAAUUUGUUUUAUUUGUAGAAUUGAUACAUAAAAACCCAAAACAGGACAUAAAAACGUCAUCAUUCGGUGAAAAAAGGGCAACAUUUGUUCAUCACAACAAAGUGUGGUUUUUAAUCAGAUUAUAUAGUUUCUGAAGUAUUGAGUCACUUUUCAUGUAAAGUGCAAAAAUAUUUCAACCAAAUAAUGAACAAAAUGUUCUGAAGCAAUCUGAUAACUCCUUCAGUAAAUCCAGGCUUCUGUAUAAAACUAUGUAAUAACUUUUUUCUAAGCCUUAGGUCUGGCUUUAUUGUCUUGGCAGCAUUUUCACUUUCGUUCUCAGUUACUUCAACUGAAGAGUAAUUCGGUGUCUUUACUGGCCUUUAGCAGUCAGUCACAUCAGUGGGAUUUCAUGCAACUUGACUCCUUGAGUGUUUCAUAGCUGGAGUUGCUUCAGCAUUGCGUUACAGCGUAUUGCUGGGGGUGGAGGAGACCGAAGCCUGCUCUCAGCUGCAGGCAUCAACAGCAGUGACUCUGGUCCCAAAUCUGCUUUUCAGACACAGAGGACUGGUCUAAGAGAUCCAGCUGGAGGACUAUUGCAGCUGAAUGAGGAACUAUAGCUUUUUCUUUCAGGUUUUUGCAACUACACAUGCACUGCAAGCCCAUUUUCUGCAGCUGUGAAAUAGUGGUGAGGAAAGCUACUUGCGUUAGUAUUAAUGCAUUUUCGCAGGUUUUGCAUGACUGUAUGAGUGCUCUUGCCUCAUGUUUGUGUUUGCUCUUCUGCUGAUGCACAGUGGAGGGUGACUAAGUUUGCAUACUUCUGUUUGGCGCUCGAGUCCAAAAUCGGAGCACUUUCACUUUGUUCUUUUUCUCAAGCCACUUUUUGAUUCUUCUGCACUAAUUAUCAGAUGUUUGCAGCUUUAGAUAGAAUUUUAUUCUUUGUGACAUUUGCACUUAAAACACAUGAAAAUCUUAAUACACAACGAUGACUUGCAAUAAGCAGUUCAGCUGACAUGUUUGUUUUGGUAAUCAAUAACUGCUCUGCUAGCAACAGUUUUCACAUUUUGCACAAACAAGAUUUUAUAGCAAUCGCUGUGGACAUCUUUAAAAUAGUUUAGGUGUCGUGACUCUGUACCUUUCCCUUUAAAACAUGUCAAAUUCAACGUUUGAAUUGCACAGCAACGAUUCAUUUCUAAGGAAUCGUUUUGUGAUGUUUAUUCUUUCUCCACAGGCAGGUUGCAUUAAUGGCUCGGGUCAAAGUGUAGUAUCUCCUUGCUGAAGCCCCAUCCACACGAAUGCUCUGUGCACAAUGAGUGAGUGUGGCUGCAGCGCUCCAUACCUGCGGGGGUGGUUUCUAACAGCUCUGUUGUUGCUGACAGUCGUGCAGCUGUCAUGUGCCGAAUGCCCCACAUCGUGCGUCUGUCAUGUUCCCACUGAAGUGCACUGCACCUUCAGACAGCUGACGGCGGUACCUGACCACUUCCCUCCAGCUGUGGAAAAGAUUAAUCUCGGGUACAACCGUAUAACUUUCUUGAGAGAAACAGAUCUUUCAGAGCUUGAGAAGUUGGAACUGCUCAUGGUUCAUAGCAACAGUAUACACGGCAUUGAAGACAAAUCCUUCAAAGAACUCAGAUCUUUACAGGUCCUCAAGCUGUCAAACAACAGACUGAAGAGAAUCAAGAAAGAGACUUUUAAAGGCCUCACCAGUCUCCUCAGACUACACUUGGACCACAACCACAUUGACUUUAUCAGCCCAGAGGCUUUCUACGGCCUGACCAACUUGCAACUGGUCCAUCUGGAGGGGAACCAGCUCCAACAGCUCCACUCAGACACAUUCAUCACCAUGAGACACAGCCAGGUUUUCAAAUGGUCCACAGUAAGAACCAUCCACCUGUCCGAAAAUCUCCUCGAGACUUUGCCAGAAGAUAUUUUCUCAGGCUGCAGCCAAUUAGAGAACCUCUUCCUCAAUGACAAUCCUUGGAUGUGUGAUUGUCGUAUGAAGUGGUUGUCGGCGUGGGUACAAAAGAAUGAUGGUGUUCUGAAAUGCAAGCGAGACAGAAGACAUCCAAGAGGCCAGCUGUGUCCUGUUUGUGAAAAUCCAGCCCCUCACCACAGCAGACCUCUAUCCCAGCUCCAAAGCGACGCCUUUACUUGUAUCAAACCAUGGAUCGAACCCCAUCUAAAGCACAAAAACAUAAGCCUGGAAGAGGGGGCAUUCACACCAGUUUCCCCCAAUGACUUUAUAGCCCCAUUAGGCUCCAUACAUAUGAGUUUGACUGACCAGUUUCACAAUGAUGCCAGUUUAUCUUGUACGGUCCAGAGGCCUACUGCGUUUGAAAACCUGACACAAUCCUUUAAAGAGGAAGAGGGGAAAAAUGUCACAGUGCUUACAUCUGGUAUAACAACAUACUUUGUUUGUAACGUUGACUAUGAACAAAUUAAACAGCUGUGGCAGAUCCUGGCCACCUACAGCGACUCUCCCAUGAGGCUACAAAGAGGUUCAAUGGUGGCCAGAACACCUGAAAUGAUCUACAGAUAUAGUCAAGUAAAGGAUGGAGAGAAGGAAUUUACCACAAACAUCGAGGCUGAAUUUAAAGCCUCUCCUGAUUGGUUAAUGCAGGAAGACGUGAGCCUCCAGCUUGACCGUACUACUACCACCUAUUCGGCUCUGCAUAUUAAGUACCAGUCUGUGGUCAACCUACAAGUUGAGAGUAAACCAUCUAAAAAGGACCACUAUUCCUGGACGAUGAUUAAACGAGACAAUCAAACCAAGACUGAACACACUGUCAUUACAGGUGGUGUGGCACAAUUGAGCUGUCAAAUCCAGGGUGAGCCUAAACCUCUCCUGGAGUGGAUUUUACCAGAUGGAAGCAAAGUCCGAGCUCCUUACUCAAGUGAAGACCGGCGGAUUAUAAUUUCUGCUGAAGGGAUGCUGACUCUUCGAGGUGCCGAUAUUUCUGACACCGGCCUCUACUGGUGCAUCGCCACAAACUACCUGGAUGCGGAUAUUCUCAUAUUUCGGGUGACAGUUCUUUCUCCUGAUGUGGAAGAGUCCGAGGUUAACGGUCUUCGGCUCUCAAAGUCACUUGGUGAAAAUCUUAUUUUUGACUGUGGCUCCUUUGGAAGUCCUGAGGUCUCAAUUUCAUGGGUUCUCCCUGACCAUUCAGUACUGGACAAGUCUGUAGGACAUAGACAAGUGCAGAAGAAUGGCACACUGUUGAUUCAGGGAUUAACAGUGAGGGAUAGAGGGUUUUAUAGGUGUUUGGUUGCUAAUUACCUGGGAGUUGACCUGCUUGUUUCUCAGGUGAUACUUUCUGAAGAAAACCUUGAAUCCACCACAACUUUGGACAAUGAGGGAUCAGGGAUGGUAACGGAGGUCAAGACAGAUUCUAGCCCAGCAGAGCAUACAGUCAACCUCAGUGAGCUCACCUCCCCAAGUCCCAAUGUGAAAACCAGUCAGAAAUCCAGGACUAUCACGUCAGAUCGUCGUUUCCCAAGGUUGAGAUCACAGGGUCGAGGAAAUUCCCAAGGUAGACUGGGACAGAGAAGAGGGGGGGUUCACAGCAGACAUAUGUGGAGUAGCAGGGGGCUUGAUAAAGCCUCCAGGAAAGUAGACCCACAGAAAUUCGCUGAAUUCAUGAAAAAAGCACAUGGAGCAUCAAUAUUAAAGAUGAGCUCAAUGAGUGAGAGGGUAAAGCAUGAAAACCCAGUAAUAAUUUUAAAUGAUGAAAUCGGCUCUGGCGAGGGGCUUAAAGAGAACCAUCUCAGUGUCGUGUCAUGGGAAGUUAAACCAAGUGCCAUGAUAAUAACAAGGACAAAGACAAGAGAGGAUGAGAUUUCAGUAACAACAAAGGCACAAACGUUUGCCGACAUGGCAAAUUCAUUCAGUCAUGACAUUUAUUCAAGUAACAUGAAGGAGAAUGCAAACUCGCCAACAACAGAAGCAUACAUGCAGUCUGAUUCCACGUCAAAAGAGCAGAUAGUUGUACAUUUGCCAGGUCAGGUUGAGUAUCGUGGACUUGAAGAAUCCAUUCAGUCAACCCUAGACAUUGAUCUGGUCACUCUUAAGUUUAGUACGACAGACAGUGAACAAGAAACUCAACUCAGCUUUUCAGGCAAACUCCCUGCAGAGACAGGGUCGACACAAACCAUCACGACAGACCCCAACGUCACGCCAAUAAGCGAUGGCCCAGUGGAGCUUUUCAUCCACACGGAUCCAAAAAGCCGAACUACGUUUACAGCUAUCACCACUGCAGAGAAGCAAGAGGAUGAGAUCACCUUCCACACAACUCAGACGAUAAAAUCCCCACAGCUUUCGGCAGGAUCCACCAUUCUGUCACAACAACAGAUCCGAAUAAUUCCACACAAGGAUGGCAAAGGAAGAGGCGGCAGGAGGAUCUUGCACAGUCGCAGGAGAAUCGUUAAACCCAACCGGAUCACUGACAUCCAGUCAUUCAUCAAUAGAUUUAGACACUCCACUAUGAAGAAAGGAGACAACACUUCUUUGCCAUAUCAGGUUUACUUAACCACAGAAUGCGCCAAAGACAAAAGGGAGAUGGCGACCACUAAUGUGCAGCUCAUUACUCCAACAGCUUUUUCCAGUCCAUCUAUGAGCAAAACACAGAACACGGAAACUCCUGCCCCACAUGUUUCUACCACUGCAAAAGCCACCUUCAGCCAUACUGAGUCAAGCUCAGAUGAUUCCAAUGAGUACAUAACGUCUGCUGAUGCCCCUGAAAUCAAUCCACCUUUUGCCACCAAGAAAGCACGACCAAUUACCAGCACAACAGCCACUACGACAACAUCAAAGGUGAUUCGUGGAAGGAUUCCAUGGAAUAGGUUAUUCGGAAGAGGAGAACAAGAAAAGAUACUAAGCAGACUAAAGAAACCACAAACUCCACUGAAAACCUCCACGACACCUUUAACUAGAUUACGGACCACAACCCCUGCUGCCAUGCACACCACCAGCACGAUAAAACAUCCCAAACAUGAUACUCUGCCACCAUUCAUAAUCACGCAGAGCAAAGAGAGUUCAUUAGAUGAUGACUUUGAAGGCUUAGCAUCGGCAGAUUUUGAGCUUCCAACGAGGAGUCCUAACUACCAUCCUGUAACUACUACAAGUUCAUCUAAUCCUAACAGAUUUACCGCCACUUCUGAAUCGCCACCAGGAUUACCCUCCUUGCCUUCGCCACCUACUGUCAAACCACAUUCAGUUGAUCCUGAUGAAGUCUUAUCCUCUGGCUCUGGGGGGGUUUCUGAGAAUGUGCUUAUAAUUUCACAGAGGCUUGGUACCAGAAGACAACAGGAGCGAAGAAGGAGGCCUUUUCGGGGAAGGAGGCCCUUCAGGAAACCUGAAUUUACUCAAGUAAAUUCAAAGGCAAAUGUGGCUUCAACUGUAGAGGUUACCACAAAGGAGAAUACAAUUGAAGAAGCGCCACCACAACAGGCUGUUUCGUUUUACAAACCAAGAAUCAUGCCACCCAGAAAAACGGACAUAACCACAGAACCUGCUUCCACGGAGCAAACAAAAGAGACUGACUUGUAUGGCAAAAAUGGUUGGACUUCUAGUGAUUUAUUUCCUGAUACUCCAUUUAUUAUCUCAUCUGUUACAACAUUGAUGCCAGGUACCACAAAACUGCCUCAUACAACUUCUCAGACCAGAUUACACAGCAACAUUAAACCACCAAUGCAUAGCAGCAAUGGUGGCAUACCUCACAGAUCACCAGCAAGGAGAGUCAGACCUACUGCAGAAAGUAGUGCCGGCAGAAGCAGCGUCGAUAAACCCAUUAACUUUGACACAAUUACCAUUUUCACAGAAGGGCAACGGCAUGGUGUUCACUCUUCAUACAGCAAAGACAUCCAGAAAACUAAUUCCCCUACUUAUUAUCAUCUUGCUGAAAUGAUAUCUACAACUACCAGUACUGCUCAGCUGAACCCCACCGCACAGCCCAUGCCAAGCAAGCCAAGGAUAGUUGGGGGAAAUGCAGCUAGCUUCACUGUUUUAUCAAAUUCAGAUGCUUUCCUGCCGUGUGAGGCUGUUGGAAAUCCAAGUCCUGUUGUUACCUGGAAACGCUUCUCUUCAACCACAGGUGGUACAAUUUUGAUCAAGGACAAGAUGGGAAAGUUUGAGGUGCUGAGCAGUGGAACCUUGACCAUACAGAAUGCCAACAUUAAGGAUCGUGGCCAGUAUCUGUGUUUUGCUGAGAAUGAUCAUGGAUCAGAUAAACUUCUUGUAACACUCUCUGUGGUAGCCUAUCCAUCACGCAUCCUAGAGCCAAAAAUAAGAGACAUGAAAUCUCAUACAGGAAACAGAGUGGAGAUGAAAUGUAAAGCUGAAGGCCGCCCUAAGCCUAUGAUUUCUUGGAUCUUAGCAAAUAGGACUCAAGUUAGGGGUCAAAACACAGAGAAAGGAAGAGUGUCCGUGUCUUCUGAGGGGACAUUGGUCAUCGAACAUGUAUCUGUUUAUGACAGGGGUUAUUACAAAUGUAUUGCCAGUAAUCCGGCCGGAGCAGAUACAGCUACAGUACGACUACAAGUGGUUGCAGCACCACCAGGCAUUGUUGAGGAGAAGCGCCAGCAGCUGAGAGCUAAUUUGAGCCAAAGCUUGUGGCUGCCUUGCAGCAGCUACGGUACCCCUCGUCCCACUAUUCACUGGGUGCUCUAUGAUGGAUCAGUGGUUCGAUCUAACCAAAACCCUAAUGGAAACAGGGUAUCACUUUAUGAGAAUGGAACACUUCUCAUAAAAGAUGUGACUUCGGCAGAGAGUGGGAAAUAUGAAUGUAUUGCUACUAGCUCUACUGGUUCAGAGCGAAGGGUGGUGACUCUGUCAGUAGAAAGAAAAGAAUCUGCACCCCAUAUACUAGAGACAUCUGAAAACAUGACAGAGUUGUCCUAUGGGGAUCAUUUGAGACUUCACUGUUCAGCAGAAGGAGACCCUAAGCCAAAGAUCUUCUGGAAGUUACCGUCUAAAGCUGUUGUUGACUAUUGGCACAGGAUGGGUAACAGAAUUCAAGUCCUGCAUAAUGGCACACUUGCUGUUAACACAGUUAGCGAUAAAGAUGCCGGAGAUUACGUCUGCGUGGCACGAAGCACCGCUGGAGAUGACCUUCAGCUCACGAGAGUCACCGUGUCAAUGAAGCCAGCCAAAAUAGCACCAAAACUACAUAGGAAGAAGCAAGUACCUUAUGGUAAUGACUUGAAAGUAGACUGUAAAGCCUCAGGGGCACCGAAACCAGAGAUCACAUGGGGUCUACCAGAUGGUACAGUAGUCAACAGUGCUUUUCAGUCUGAUGCUAGCUAUGGAGGAGGACGGACACGUCGAUAUACUCUGUUUGAUAAUGGGACUCUAUAUCUAAAUCAGGUUAGCACGUCUGAAGAAGGAGACUACACCUGCUAUGCUGAGAAUCGGGUUGGGAAAGACGAGAUGCAUGUGCAUAUCACAGUAGUGACAACUGCCCCCAGGAUUCACUCACCAAGCCAGACUUACGCCAGGUUGAAGCCUGGUGGAAAUAUUCGCUUUGACUGUGACGCAUUUGGAGAGCCCAAGCCCAAGAUCCUGUGGAAGCUUUCUAAUAAUGAUGUGAUAGCAGCCUCUAGUGAGCGCUACCUAAUCCACGUCAACGGGUCGCUGGAUAUCAGGAAUGUGAAAGUCACCGAUGCAGGGGAGUAUGUCUGUAUGGCUCGCAAUCCAGGUGGAGAAAACAGACAAACGUACAAGUUGGACAUAGACGGAAAUCCACCGUUCAUCAAUGGAUAUCGACAGAACAGGACUGUAAUACAGGAUGUGGUCAAAAAACACUCCAGGAAACUUAUAGACUGCAAAGCUGAGGGUAAUCCCACCCCCACUAUCACUUGGAUUAUGCCUGAUAAUAUUUUCCUGACAGCACCAUAUUUUGGCAGUAGGAUUAACAUUCACAAUAAUGGGACACUAGAAAUUGUUAAUGUGAGGCCCACUGACACAGGUGAGUUCAUUUGCUUAGCAAAAAAUGAUGGAGGAGAGGCAGUAAUGAUAGUGCAGCUUGAAGUUACCAGUGUCCUUCAAAGGCCAAUCUUCAAGAACCCUUUUAAUGAACGCGUUGUAUAUCGAGAUGGGAAAACCGCAGUUAUAAAUUGUUCUGCUGAUGGGUUUCCUAUUCCAGAGAUCUUUUUGAUUUUGCCAAAUGGAACAAAGAUUACGAGUAUAUCCAGGCAUGGACCUCGUCACCAACUACGCAGUGAUGGAACUUUUGCCAUCUACAAUACUCUUGAAGAAGAUUCUGGAAAGUACCGCUGUGGGGCCAAAAACUCCUUGGGCUACAUAGAGAAGCUAGUAAUUUUGAAUAUUGGAGAAAGGCCCUACAUCAUAACUAGGCCUAAAGGCAUCAUCCGUGGUAUGUUUGGGGAGCCCCUGUUCCUUCACUGUCUAUCUGAUGGGAGUCCCCCGCCCAGAAUCUACUGGACCAUUCCUGCUGGUCACACUCUAGCUCAACCCCAAAAACUUGGAAGGUACAACUUGUUAGAAAAUGGAACUCUAGUUGUUCAGGACACUACUAUCCACGACAGAGGAAGCUACACCUGCAGGGCUCAUAACAAUGCUGGGGAUGCGGUCCUCACUGUCCCUGUUAUUAUUAGUGCUUACCCUCCAAGAAUCACAAGUGGACCACCUCCCAGCAUAAGGGCAGUGACAGGAACGUUGAUCAAACUUAACUGUGGUGCCACUGGAAUCCCAAAGCCAGACAUCACCUGGGAGCUUCCAGAUCAUUCAGUUCUAUCUGCAGCAGAGCAGGGAAGGUCUAUGGGGAGUGAGAUGCUCCACCCCCAGGGCACACUUAUCAUCCAAAAACCCAAAGUGUCAGACUCUGGCAGAUAUACAUGUUUAGCCAAGAAUCCCCUUGGUACAGACUCAAAGGUAACAUUUGUGCAUGUUCUUUGAGAGAAAGCAGUUCAUGUAAAUGUCACCAGAUAUGUAGUUGCCAUAUUUAAUUUCUCUGACAUCGAAUUUGUGUUGAUGAAAGAUGAGAAAUGUUGGUGGUCAAAAUGAGAGGUUUAUUUUUCAGAGUUUGGAAAUCUCUGGAACUGAUCAUCUGGAAAGUACAAUUUAAUUGUAGUUUCUGUUUAACUGAGAGGUAAUUGGUGCAAAUAUGCCAAAACCAGUGUACAUUUUGUGGCUGGAUACUUUGUUCUGUAUUACAUGCAUGGAUAGGAAGACAUCACACUGAUAUAAAAAAAUGGGUAAAUUAAGUGUCCAUAAAGGUUCUAAUUCCCUGUAUAUAUUUUCAGAGUAAAUUGCUUUAGAUGACAUUUACACUCGGGUCAGCUCAGUCUGGGCCCGGUAGGGGUAAUUGUGUUUUCAUUGGCGUUAUCUGAGCGUUGUUCAUGCAGAGCCAACUGGUUUUUUGACCCUACAGCCCUGCGGUCCCUCUUAUGCUGACCCGACCAUACAUCUACGGACUGAUUGGCUGACUGAUGAUCACGCCUACCUACUAGUGGGAGCUUCUGAUUGGCACAGACUGAAUCAGCCAGCAGUGGCUUCUCACAUGCAUUAUUCUUUAGCUAUCUGGAUGCAGCGUGGUAAACAUCUCCUGCAGCAUGGAUUUGUCGCUCUGACCGCGGGAGCACGUGGACUGACCGUCUCCUGUGAGCGCUCUGGCAGAGGAGCCCAUGGCUGCACUGCUGCUCAGUGAGAAGAGUGUGAAGCUGCGUGCUUCAUGUCAGAGUCUCCAAAAGCAACACUGCUCACACAACACGGUCCCACCCGGCCUAGGCCGAGAUGAUCAUAGUGUAAAACCUUAUUAGUUGUUGUUUCAUUAGUUGUUCUAGUCUGCCCUUAAACACACUUCUUCAGCAUUGCCUUCCCUCUGUGACACUUAAUAUGAAACUCCAGUACCAGUUUUACUUUUCUUAACUUUUUAUGAUUCAGUAGCUCACCUUUUAACAGCUUGCCCUAUCUUGUUGCUCUUUUCUGCCAAUUUAAAUGUUUUUUUAUCACUUGCUACAUAAUUUAUUUCAAUGGAUAGUGCCGUUAUCUUUGACCUGUUCUCUUAUCCUUGAAGAUUUAUGCAAAAUCUCUAUGCAUUUAAUCAGAUUUCCAUGUUUUCCCUUAGAAUUGCUGAUAUGUUCGAGCAUUUGGCUCUUUUAUGUACAGCAUUUUGGUUAGUUUUAAAUGGUGCUUUAUAAAUAAAUUUGUAUGGUAUGGUA
Molecule: messenger RNA, 10426 nt
Organism: Nothobranchius furzeri (turquoise killifish)
Lineage: Eukaryota; Metazoa; Chordata; Actinopteri; Cyprinodontiformes; Nothobranchiidae
Source: RefSeq, a predicted model, not a curated record